Molecule: messenger RNA, 941 nt
Organism: Penaeus monodon (black tiger shrimp)
Lineage: Eukaryota; Metazoa; Arthropoda; Malacostraca; Decapoda; Penaeidae
Product: cyclin-dependent kinase inhibitor 1C-like
Exons: 7
Coding region: 183-842 (219 amino acids)
Source: RefSeq, a predicted model, not a curated record
UGUGAACGGUGUUGCGAGGUUGACGCUACUUUCGUGUACAGUACAGCGGUUUUGCCUACAUAUAAGCUGGAGUUAUGAUGCUGAUAGCGUGUCUGGCUGGAAUCACCAUCUUCAUGAUCACCCUUGCUAUCAGAGAGAAGCGUUCGUAGAAAUACUGUUAAAGAGAAACAAGAGAUUCAAAGAUGAGCUUUCUGUCGUCGACGACUCAUUACAAGAUUGCACGCAACAUGUCGGGCCCUCUGGCUGUCGUCACCAUGAUGGUACUCAUCGUCACCGUCACCUUCCUCGCCCUCAGCAACAAGUCCUUGAGGGCGACCUUGGAGGAGGAGCGCACCUUGUCGCUCAAGUCCAUUGUCGAGAAAUCAGACGACCUCUCCGCUUGCAUGUCAGAAUCGAAGUCACUUGAAGAAAAAAUCAAGGAACUUACGGCACAGAAAACGAAGCUCACACGCGAAGCCGAAGAACGAACGAAAGAACUGAGCCAGUUGCAAGAACAAGCCGUCAAGAACCAGCAAAUGACCGAGGAAAUCGAUACCCUGAACGCGAGGAUCCACCAGCUGUCGGAGGACGGGAAGCAGCUCGAGGGGAAGCUCCAGGCGGCGCAGCAGCAGGUAGGAGCCCUCGAAGCCACCAGGAAGGACCUUAGCGAACAGCUCGCCUCGGCGCAGAGGGAGAUCGCGGACGCCAACGCUAAGGCAGGCAACGCUAUUCCUCAAGACCAGCCUGCUCCGGCGGCCCAGCCUGCUCCGGUGGCCCAGCCUGCUCCGGCGGCCCAGCCUGCUCCGGCGGCCCAGCCUGCUCCGGAGGUCCAGCCUGCUCCAGCGGCUCAGCCUGCAGUUUAAUUCGAAGAGGAGAAACGAUCAUUUAACGCUAAACACAGACGCGGGACACAGAGGAGAACCAUCCCCCGGAAAGAAAGGAAUUAAUGUUGGCAAAAAAAA